Calliphora vicina (urban bluebottle blowfly) is the source of this 2069-nucleotide messenger RNA. It is a transcript of the gene Mgat2, whose product is annotated as alpha-1,6-mannosyl-glycoprotein 2-beta-N-acetylglucosaminyltransferase. The coding region runs from base 191 to 2014 and encodes 607 amino acids. The transcript is spliced from 13 exons. Gene Ontology annotation, molecular function: alpha-1,6-mannosylglycoprotein 2-beta-N-acetylglucosaminyltransferase activity. Gene Ontology annotation, biological process: protein N-linked glycosylation; oligosaccharide biosynthetic process. Gene Ontology annotation, cellular component: Golgi stack; Golgi membrane. The record is from RefSeq and is a predicted model, not a curated record. Lineage: Eukaryota; Metazoa; Arthropoda; Insecta; Diptera; Calliphoridae.
UAUUUCUAAAACUAAAAUCAAUUUUUAAAUUAAAAGCAGAACAAAAAAAAAAAAACACAAAAGUUUUUUAAACAACAUUUUGAUAAGGAAAUACCCCUCCUUCGUUGGCUAGACACACAGACAAAAUGAUACGUUAAUAACAGAAAUACCUCCAGCCAAAAAAAGCAAUUGAACUUCAACUUCAAACAGCAUGAGAGGUCGACGUAUACCUUUACCCCUACCUAACACGGGGACAAUGCAUCGUAAACGUAAUACUUAUUAUUUAAGGGGCAUAAUUGUGAUAACAUUAGUAAUAUUUUUAUUCCUACAAUUACAUGCUUUUAAUUUUCCUGAUUCACGUGACCCAUUGUUGACUGAGCCCACAAACGAUUCAGUUGAUGCCAUAUUGUCAAUGGUGCCAUCUGUUUUACAUAAAUUUCUAACACCAAAAACUCGUAAUCAAACUUUAGCUGCUAGUUUACAACAUAAUGGUUCUUUAGUGAAUGGUGCUGGCGGUUCUGUUAGUUUUGUUGAUUUAUAUCAUCCUCCAAAUAUAACAGAGAUUAAGCGACAAAUUGCCAAAUAUAAUGAGAUGCAAUUAGUUUUAAAUGAAUAUACAUUUGGUCCGCUACAAAAUGAUUCUGUGAUAAUUGUAGUACAAGUUCACACUCGUAUUACAUACCUACGCCAUUUGAUCGUGAGUCUUGCUCAGGCUCGUGAUAUUUCUAAAGUUCUUUUAAUAUUUUCUCAUGAUUUUUAUGAUGAAGAUAUUAACGAUUUAGUACAGAGUAUAGACUUUUGUAAAGUUAUGCAGAUAUUUUAUCCACAUUCAAUACAAACACAUCCGCAAGAGUUUCCGGGCGUAGAUCCGGAUGAUUGUCCACGUGAUAUUAAAAAAGAUCAAGCCAUAAUACGUAAAUGUAAUAACGCAUUAUAUCCCGAUCUUUAUGGACACUAUAGAGAGGCGAAAUUUACACAAACAAAGCACCAUUGGUGGUGGAAAGCCAAUCGGGUUUUCGAUCAAUUAGAAGUGACAAGAUAUCAUACAGGUUUAGUGUUAUUCCUGGAAGAAGAUCAUUAUGUGGCCGAGGAUUUUCUAUAUCUGUUGGAGAUGAUGCAAAGACGUACAAAAGAUUUAUGUCCACAAUGUAAUAUUUUAUCAUUAGGCACCUAUUUAAAGACAUUUAAUUAUUACACAUACAAUAGCAAGUCAAAACAAAAAUCAUUUAGCAAUCAAUAUGCUUCUUCCUCGCUGAUCUCUACUAACAAUUUAUUAGGAUACUCGUACCAUAGGAAUAGAAAAUCACUACAAUUAUCAUCGCAAUCAGCUUUAACAUCAUCAUCUUCUUCUUCUAAUAAUAAUAAUAUUAAUAAUAGUAACAACAACAAUAAUAAUAACAAACAUUAUUACAACAAUAAUAGAUAUUAUGAUAAUAAUAACAAAAAAUCAUAUGUGGGUGAUACAAAUAUCAAUUCACAUGGCACUUCUUCCAUCACCUCAGCAGCCAGCACUACAACCAAGAGCACUUCUCAAUCAGGUGCACAACAGACAUGGAGCUAUCAUGUCUUACCAUCAUUAUAUUCUGUCUAUCAGAAGGUAGAGGUUAUGCCCUGGAUAAGUAGUAAACAUAAUAUGGGUUUUGCAUUUAAUCGCAGCACCUGGAAUAGUAUACGAAAAUGUCGUCAACAUUUUUGUUCGUAUGAUGAUUACAAUUGGGAUUGGUCAUUGCAACAUGUAUCGCAACAAUGUUUACAACACAAAUUGCAUGCAAUGAUUGUUAAGGGGCCGAGAGUUUUUCAUAUUGGAGAAUGUGGCGUCCAUCAUAAAAAGAAAAAUUGUGAAUCAAAUCAAGUGAUUUCAAAAGUUCAACAGGUCUUACGUAUUGCCCGUAAAUCUGGGCAAAUAUUUCCUAAAUCACUCACACUCACCGUUGCCAGUCUGAUCAAAAAGACAAAGUUGCGUAAAGGUAAUGGUGGUUGGGGCGAUCGUCGCGAUCAUGAACUGUGUAUGAAUAUGACUUUAAUUACUAGAUGAAUUUAAGUAUUUAGGUAAUCUAAUAUAAUAAAUUAGUUUCAUUUUCCUUUUUUUU